CGUUUCAAUGGAAUAAAAACUGCGCAAUUUCUUUAAGGGCUGCCUGCUCGGAUCGCGGCGGACGGCUCCGCUCUCGGAAAUGGAUAUCAGUUGUGUUUCUUUUUUUUUCUUUUGGAUGAUCAAGGGAAUCCGUGCCCAAUGCAAACCCCCGCCGCCAGCCCUUUGGAGGCUACAGGAGCUGGCGAUCUUAUUAUUAUUAUUAUUUUUUUAACCAGAUGGUCUUCAGAGGAGGAAACGAGCUGUGCAAUCAUUUAGCAAGGCGAUAUGACUGUGCAGAGAUGCAAGCUCACUGAUGAGUCCCCCCCCCCCGACCCUCCCCAACCUCCGUCAUGCCUUGCCCAUGGGCGAACACCAUUCCACAUUUUCCUCAACCUGGGCUGCGAGCGAUCUGCGUGUACAGUGCUCCCCGUGUCGACGUCUGCACCUCAAAACGCCUCACGGAUGGUUGAAUGGGGCUUCAUGUUUUUUUUUUUUGGGAGAGGGCUUUUUUAGGGGGCUGCGUCAUCCGUGGCUGGGGACGGAGAUGGACCGCUUUGCAGAUUUUCCACUAUUACACGAGAGUCUGCACGGCACCUCCCCAGCACAUUUAUUUGUAUUUUUUGGGGGGGACUGCACAUAAAAGAGAAGGACUGAGGGACAUGGCCAAGCCCUGCUGUGCUGUGUUUGAGGAACCUCCAGGGCCUGAUGUGAAAUGGCUUGAGUGAAAUGGCUUGCGGGCUGUGUGACCUAUUGCAUUAAUGGGCAAACGUUACAUCACCAGCACCACAAGAUGGACUGUACAUCGAGGAAGAUGGAAAGCACUGAUGUCUUCAUUAGUGAUGGGGAGCCAUCUAUAUUUUCCUGCAUUCACACACCUGCCCAGGUACAGCCAAUAUCUGGCCCACCCAGUUACAGUCAGCACACACCCAGACUGUGCUCAGCAGUGGCAGUUCAUCCAGAGAUGCAGAGAGAGGGAGUGAAAGAGAGAUGUCACAACACAGAGGAAGUGCCAGAGGCGAGAGCAGGGAUGGAGGAGCAGGAAGCAGAGGCCUUGAUGCUCCUGCAUGAAGGGAAUCAUGAGGAACAGUGAGGUGGGACGUGUCAUGGUGGCCUGCUGAAAGAGACGAACCACAUUAACCAUGGUCACCAGGGUUGAGGAGACCCCAGAGAGAUGAUUGGCAGCCGAAGCUGAGACUUAACACAACUGUGAAUCAAUAACUUGGUGCUACUCUAAAAGCCUAUAGGCUUUUGGGUUCUUGGUGCUACAGCAGUCGGACGGUACAGAUAUUCUCAGUGUUGGAGUGAGGCCCUCUCUGUGCUGCAGUGGAGGGCUUCACAAAUACAGCUAGUUUGGCUGGAUGCAUCACGCAGUAGAGCAGUUUGGCGGGCGUGGCACACGGGAUUCCUUCCCUUUGGACGGACUCAACCGGGGACCAUGGGCUCCCGUGGGCGGCCGCGCCUGGCAGCCACCUGCCAGGUGUUCGCCUGGAAUGAACCAACACCAACUUCUCUCCCAUCUACCUCCUGGUCCUAUGGGCGGACUGAACCAUCCCAAUAAAUUCUUUAGUAAUGGGCCCAUGCGAGGAGGUGAGAAGCUUGAGCUUCAACAGCCAAUGUUACCAAGUUUGCAGAGGGAGCAGCAGAGACCUCCUCCUCAUCACCUUCAUCCUCCACCUCCUCACAGAGCAUGGGAGCAACUAGGUCAGCUAUAUGAUUCCCAUCUCCCUCCUCAAGGACAUCCUGGCGUGCCCCUGCCCAAUGAGCACUCACUUCGUCUCCAUAAUGGAGGCUAUGCAGGCAGCGGCGGACCUCCCCCCAACCCUCAUCAUCCCCCCAACCCUCAUCAUCCCCCCAGCAGGCCAAACCAACUGCUGAAGUUUGGGGGUCCUCAGGAGCAGCAUAUUCCCCGGGGUCCACCAUUGCUGGGAGAUGAGAUGUGGGCUCAGGUGCAUCAGCAAAGGGGUUACCCAGGGAAGAUGGUGGGAGGUCAGCUGAAGAGACCGGGCCCUCCAUUGGGAGAGCACUCUGUUAUUCAGCACACUCCUCCACCAUCACUGCACCCGUCCUCUCGCCCAGCUGUUGAGGACUGCCCCAGCCCCAGCAAGAGGAAAAAGAGUUCAGAUCAGGUAUCCCAUCCUGGACUGCAGCGUUUCCCUGGCCAGUCUUUGUUAUCUCAGCCCCACCUCCCUCCAAAACCUGCCUUCUGGAACCCCCUUCACAAGAACAACAGCACUCCCUGGCAGCCCCAGACUUCUGAUCGCAAGAACGCUCCAUCACAAGAGUUCCAGGAAACCAACAAACAAGGAAUGGGCAGCUACACCCAAAAGUCCUCUCCUGCCACUUCAACCCCUUCAAACCUCUCCCCUCUACCAAACUCCUCUCCUGGAAGCUACAACCAGGGAUGUGCUCCUCAGCUACAGAAAGACACAUUCCAACCUCAGGCUGUUAACCAGCAGUCCCCUCACUCCUCCUAUCCUAGUCCCAGCUCCAAACUGGGGCUAGCUACACCCUGCCAGGCCAUGGAAUCCCAUGGUCCCCGCAACCAGAGAGGCCCUAUCAUUGGGGGCCAAGGUGGCAGACAAGCUACCUCUCACACUGCAUCCACCCCAACUAGGGGAAACAGAGAUCAACACCUACAUGCCCAGUCGUCACCAGCAAACCCUCCUGCAGCCAGCAACAACAGCAGCAGCAGCGGCAGCAGUGUGCCUUACAGCCACUUCCAGCCUCAUCCAGGGCUGGGGCACCAGGGUCCCCCUCCUCCUCCACCUCCUCCUGCCAGCAGCACCUCAGUACCUCAGCAACAGCAAAGUGGGCCCCAUGAGGCCUGGAGAUACCAGAGCAGGCCCAGCAGUCACUCUCUAGAGUCUGGCAUCUACAGGCCUCCAGGACUGCUACCUCAGCGCCAGCAGAGCCACAAUCAGGUCGUGGAUAGUCGGGUUCCAGGUCACUCCCAGCAUCACCAUCAUGUCAGCCCACCUUUGCCCCCAGCCAACUCCACUCCAACUUCUGUCAUCACCCCCAAUCUUCCCGUAUCACAGGCCUCCUGCCCCAUCGGUGGCUACAGUGGCAGCUCUAGAGGUGUAACAAUGGCUGGUAUCUCACCGUUGACCACAUCACCCCCUGCCGGUUGCCCUGUGAACAAUGGCAGCAGUAAUAACAGUUGGCAGAGAAGAAGAGAGCCAGCGCCCCAAACUUCCAUCAAUGCCGUAACUAACCCCACUUCUCAGCUGGAUGCUCUGAUGCAGCCAGGAUGUCAGAGAGGCCAAACUGCCAACCAGUCUCACCAACAGGGACUGCCCAGACCACAACCGCAGGGAUCCAACAAGCCGCAGCCCAUGAAGGGGAAGACAUCAUACUACACUCAGGCUGAGCUGGAGCCAAGUCCUGCAUUUUCCUCAUCAUCUUCAUUGUUCUCCUCAGGGCAUCAGAGGGCUGGUGACAGUGUGAUCACAAGCAGAGUUUCAAAUCCUCUUCCUAGCUCUCCUACUACAUACUGCCCAGCUCCUCGCUCCACUGUCAACUCUGCCCCUCAGCCAUCCAAUCCAGCUCUGUCCUCCAGACUGCAUCAUCAGCCCCAAUCUGCUUCGACACAGUCCUACUCUCAGCCUCAGUUUCGUCCACCAGCUCCAAACACUGUCCCUCGAUCCAUCAAAGAAGCUCUAGACAAGCUUGACGCCGAGCUUGAGGGUCACAUGCAAGCCGAGGAAAGGAAGAAGAGGGACAGAGAGGAGCAAGAGAGAAAAAUGAGAGAAGAGGAGAGGCGGAAGCGAGAGUGGGAGAUGAGACAAAAGCGGGAUGAGGAGAGGAAAAGGAAAGAACUGGAAAAGAAGGAGGAGGAGAGGAAGAAGAGAGAAAUUGAUCGACAAGAAGAGGAGAGGAGGAGGAGAGAAUGGGAGAGGCAGGAGCAGGAGAGAAAAAGGAGGCAAGAAGAGGAGCGGAGGAGGAGAGAAGCGGAGAGGCUGGAAGAGGAAAGGAAAAAGAGAGAACGGGAGAGGCAAGAAGAGGAGAGGAAAAGGAGAGAAUGGGAGCGGCAAGAAGAGGAGAGGAAAAGGAGAGAAUGGGAGAAGAAAGAGCAGGAGAGGAAGAGAAGAGACUGGGAGAGGCAAGAGGAGGAGAGGAAGAACAGAGAGGCAGAGAGGCAGGAGAGAAAGAGGAGGGAAUUGGAGAGGCAGGAGGAAGAAAAGCAGAGACAAAGGGAUUUGGAGAGAAAAGAGGAGGAGAAAAAGAGGAUGGAGCAAAAGAAGGAGGAGGAACUGUGCAGUGCAAAAGGUAAAGAGCAAACUGCUAUUGAAAAUUUGGAGAGACUGCUCUCUGGCAACUCCUCCUCAACGCCCCCACCUCCCCGUCUGUCUUCUGUUGCUGCACCUCCUUCAGGUUCAUUGCCCCCUAGCUCCCAGGCUUCUCCCCCCUACCCUUGGCUAAGUCGUGGUGGCAUUCCCUCUUGUCCACCAGGCCAAACAGCCACCACCACUACACCUGUAGAGAGGCUGCGGCCGCCCCCUCUUACACCCCAGACUGAAUAUGCCAGAGAAAAGCAGCGGCAGAGAGAGAUGUGGAGCAACAACGGCGGAACGACUUUCAGUCCCUCAUCAACACACAAUACCUCAGGGAUGAAUCAGUCAGGAUACCCCAGCAAGCCCCCGGCAAUGCAAGCCGCGCCCAACCAAUCCAAAGACUCAGCUAGGGACAGGGACAGCAGCCAACACUCUCUCCCUACCUUAGCACUUAGAGAGCCCCCCAAACUCUAUCAGGCUUUUCCUAGAGAAAAUCUUCCACCAUCUCAAUCCUCCAGCUCCACUAGGGGAGUCCUCAACAAGCAGGUGACUGGAAGUGGUUUGGAGAAUGCCAGCAGCUGUGACACUGACUCUGACAGUGCUCAGUUUGAAGAAGAGUCCUCUGAGUUGUCCACAUUGUUACCUGAUGGUCUUGCCAACAUCAUGGCUAUGCUGGAUGAAUCAAUCAAGAAGGAAGAGGAGAUGUAUAACACUGAAAAGUCAGAGUCCACUGGUCUUCUGGACAACUUUUCACAGAGCGUUCAGCCUAUCAACAGCUACCUGUGUGCUCCAGAUCUGAUUCCAGCAACAAGGCAUCCGCCCAACCAGGAAGACUUUGGAUCCAAUCCACAUGCUAGCCCUCCUGUGCUCAGCCGCCAAGGCUCUCUGGCAUCCCCUUGCAGCCGAACAUCCUCUCUCAAUGAGGAGGAUGAGGAUUACCUUAAACCACCUCAUGUCCCUCUCAACCAGAAACAGUCAGUGGAUAUAGGAAUGGGAGUCGGAAACACCAAUUAUCGCCACAGUGACCUGGCUAAACUUUAUGGCCUCCCUGAGCAGACUAAAAGUGAGGCAGAUGAGGAGGACGAUGAAGAGGAUUCUGAGACUCCAUCUUGUUCUCCACCACCCCAAAGACCCCAUCUCCAUCAAACGGGUGUAAACAGCAUGUUCAAGUCCCUGGCAACAGUCCUAGAGAGCCAGAAGUAUGCGUACCGUGGUGGGCCGUUUGGGAGACCCCCUCCAUCAGCGCUGGUUGGGGUCAAAUAUUCCUCUUCACUGUCACUGGGUCCUGACAUCUGCCGCCAGCAACAAGGCAGUUCUCCCACGUCUGAUUCAACCAAUCCACCCUUCAGUCCAGCUGUCCCACCUUUGAAGUCCUCUCCGUCUCUGCUGGAGAACAAGAAACUGAAAAUAGAGGACACUGAUAUUUGGAGAGACGAUGAAGAAUCAACAGAGGAAAGAUUCAACUCUUCCAAACACGAGAGUAUUCCUACCACAAGUCCUAUUAAGGUGGUCAAGGAGGAGCAACUGCUGACAACCAUCUCUGAGUCUUCUCUGGCAGAGUUGGGCAAGAGUUGUGAAGUCAUGCUCAGUCGACAGUCACUCCCUAAAAAGAACUCUCUCGAUAAAUCUGAUAUCAAAGCGGAGGAUCGACACAAACCUGAGAAAGUUAAAGAACACAGAGAGAAAGACAGAAACAGAGAUAGGGAGAGGGAGAAAGAGAAGAAGAGGAAGCAUGGUCAUAGCCACAGUAGCAGCAGGAAGCAUGAGGACAGGAAAGAAAAGAAGCAUCGAGAAAAGAGAGAGGAGAUGGCAAACUCAUCGUCUUCUUCAUCGUCUUCCUCUCAUUCCAGCUCCAGCCACAAGCGGCACAAGGAUGGCAAGAGCCAUAAGGAGAAAAAGGAUCGUAGAAUUCUGGGUGACCUCAACCUCCAGAGCAAGGAGGGGUCUGAAAAAAAUCGUGGUCAUUAUGAUGCAGAUAAAAAGAAGCGCAAGGAGGCAUCCAGCGCCAGCUCCAGCAGUGAACAGGAGCACGCAGAAGGUUCUUCCAAGCACAAAAAUCUGUCUGAAUCUGGUUCCUCAUUAGGUUCGACAGACUUCUUGAAACUGAAGGCACUGUCAGAUGGGCCACCCAAGGAGCUGAAGAUUCGUCUGAUCAAAGUGGAAAGCGGGGACCGGGAGACAUUCAUUGCCUCUGAGGUGGAGGAAAAGAGGAUCCCACUGGAAGAUAUCUGCAUCAAGAACACUGCCAGUGAAAUCAUCCGGUCAUGCAAGGGAGCCAGAGUGAAAGGGAAGUUCAGAGAAUCUUACUUGCUGCCAGCCUUCUCUGUCAAGCCCAUCAUGGCCUCUGAGGAACCCAUACCUAGAGAGAAGCUCAACCCACCUACACCCAGCAUCUAUUUGGAGAGUAAGAGGGAUGCCUUCUCACCUGUGCUGCUGCAGUUCUGUACAGACCCCAAAAAUCCUGUUACUGUCAUCAGAGGCCUGGCUGGAUCCCUGCGACUUAACCUGGGGCUGUUUUCUACUAAAUCGCUGGUGGAAGCCAAUGCGGAGCAGGCGGUGGAGGUUAGGACUCAGGUGCAGCAACCUGCUGAUGAAAACUGGGACCCUAGUGGGACAGGUCAGACAUGGCCAUGUGAGAGCAGCCGCUCCCACACCACCAUCGCAAAGUAUGCCCAAUACCAGGCCUCCAGCUUCCAAGAGAGUCUCCAGGAGGAGAAAGGCAGUGAUGAGGAGGAUGAAGAAGAUGAUGAGAAGGAGAAGAAGCCAUUCAACAGUUCUGAAACUCCCAGCAAGGACAUCUCUAAAGAAAGCGGCAGUGCUGAACAGAAACCAGUGGGGAAGAUCAUUAAAUUUGGCACUAACAUUGACCUCUCGGAUCCCAAGAGGUGGAAGCCCCAGCUUCAGGAGUUGCAGAAGCUGCCAGCAUUUAUGCGUGUAGCAUCCAGUGGAAACAUGCUGAGCCAUGUUGGACACACCAUCCUCGGCAUGAACACUGUCCAGCUCUACAUGAAGGUCCCAGGGAGCCGAACACCAGGUCACCAGGAGAACAAUAACUUUUGCUCGGUAAACAUCAACAUAGGCCCUGGAGACUGUGAAUGGUUCUCUGUCCAUGAGAACUACUGGCAUGCCAUCAGUGACUUCUGUGAAAAGCAUGGAGUUGACUACCUGACAGGCUCCUGGUGGCCAGUGUUGGAGGACCUCUACAAAGCCAACAUCCCUGUGUACCGCUUCAUCCAGCGGCCAGGAGACUUGGUGUGGAUCAAUGCUGGAACUGUACACUGGGUUCAGGCCGUUGGUUGGUGCAACAACAUUGCCUGGAAUGUUGGACCUCUCAAUGCUUACCAGUACCAGCUGGCCCUGGAGAGGUUUGAGUGGAAUGAAGUAAAGAAGGUCAAAUCCAUCGUCCCCAUGAUUCAUGUGUCCUGGAACGUGGCCCGCACAGUCAAGAUCACCGACCCAGACACCUACAAGAUGAUCAAACACUGCCUGCUGCAGUCCAUAAAGCACAUCCAGAUCCUGCGGGACCAACUAGUUGGUGAAGGAAAGAAGCUUUCCUAUCAGAGCCGGGUCAAAGACGAGCCUGCCUACUACUGCAACGAGUGUGACGUGGAGGUAUUCAACUUGUUGUUUGUGACAAGUGAGAGCAGCAGCAGGAAGACAUAUGUGGUUCACUGUGAGGACUGCGCACGUCAGCGUAGCCCUAACCUGACCAAUGUGGUGGUGCUGGAGCAGUACCGCAUAGAGGAGCUCAUGAACACAUAUGACUCAUUCAACCUGGCCUCCUCUUCCCGGUGACAGAGCUCCCCUCCUGCAUCUCCUCAGCCAUAACCAAAACUCCUGCCAGCCAGGACAAAAGACACAGUUUCACUUUGGUUUCCAACUUACCCUAUCAUUAUUUAAGAUCAUUUUUGCUACUACUGCUAAUACUUGCCGAACAGCCAGUUGAAUACGUUUACUCAUCAUUACUGUUUACAAAAAGAAAUACCAAGCCGCCAAUAACAUACCAGUUUACUCUCAGAUGGUGCUUACAACCCAGAAGCCCUGGCAACAGUGAAGUUGAGAACCAGGGGCAGUUGGUGCUGCCAUUGAACAAACUGUGGAGGGUAGUUGAUGGUUUCAAUGGCGUGUUUCUGUCAGUACCAGAGAGAACUUUUUUCUGUUGUUGUCUUCUUGAAUACUGAUAUUUGUACAUGCUGUUUGCAAUUUUUGUGGGGUGCUGUCUUUUUUAAAAUAAUUUAUUGUUUUGUUUUUUCUAAACUAGAUCAGCCUAGAUAUAUACCACAUUGGCCUUGUAUUUAGAAAAGAGAGAAAAUGAAAAAUACUAAUAAUAGAGAUAUGAACAUUUUUCUAAAGCAUUAAGAAUUUUAAAAAAAUACAAAUGUUUGGAAUGCUUCAAAACAUACGGGUUUAACGACUUUGGUUGUUUUGGGGGGGAUUUCAUUUUGUCUUUCAGAUUCUUGUAUGUGUUGUAAAUCUUGUGUUUGUAUGAAUUAUACUUUUAUUUCCUCUGGAGAUUAAUAUUCAGUUGACACUCACCAUCAGGUCUUUUGUUCAUUUCUUCCAUCUCUGUAUGAACGCGCUCUUUGAAAAGAAAGAAAAAAAAUCAUUGUCAUCUGGUGUUUGUGUGUUGUACCUCUGAUUGUUUUGUUCCAAUAUGCAGACUUAGUAUUUCCUGGAUUUUUUUGGCAUUGUACAUUUAAUUUAAAAUGUUUCCUCUAUUUAUUGGAUAUCAAUGUUCUCCCUUUUUUUAAUAGGGUUGUACAAGUUUGCAUUUUUAUUUCUUCAUUUUUUUUUUUUUUAUAGUGACCGAUUGCUCUGUAAGAACUGAAAUGUGGGGGUUGUGUGUCCUCAGGAGUGGAGGCUGCUGUUUCUCUGGUGCUUGCCUCUCAACUCCUGCUUUUUCUCUACUGAUAUAUAUUAAAUGAUAUCUUUAUCUUGAAUAUAACGCCACCUUUCCUGUAGACAAUAGGCACACUGCUCACGUAGAGAAGAUGACUAAUGGAAUGCUGUGUUUGUAUGCUCAUUAAGGAAAAAAAAACGGCUUUUUCUGAAGCGUUUUGAGAAAUGGUAAAUUUUUUUUAUUAUGUAGGGGGCUUUUAGACGAGAUUUUAAUGAUUUUAUGAUAUUAUCUGUUGAAUAUGAUAACGGGAUAGAUGGUGCUAAAUGUUCUCUUUGAACAACUUUUUUUUUUUCUGUUUGUCUUCUUAAAAUGAGAAUUCUAUUUUUCCUGUUGCAAUAUUACCUUCCCCCUUUCCUUCUCUUUGUGGUCAUUUAUUUAUAACUGCACUGUUUAGAGAAUUCACACAGACAUACUUGCAGACACACACACACACACACCAAACUGAGCCAGACAUGUCUUAAACACUUGUGAAUUUGUGUGACAUUACUAUGACUAUUAAUAAUAAACGCUUUUUGAUAAAUCCA
Acanthopagrus latus (yellowfin seabream) is the source of this 9677-nucleotide messenger RNA. It is a transcript of the gene kdm6ba, whose product is annotated as lysine (K)-specific demethylase 6B, a. The transcript has 28 exons. The coding region runs from base 1338 to 8048 and encodes 2236 amino acids. NCBI's taxonomy places the organism in Eukaryota, Metazoa, Chordata, Actinopteri, Spariformes, Sparidae. The record is from RefSeq and is a predicted model, not a curated record. Gene Ontology annotation, molecular function: RNA polymerase II cis-regulatory region sequence-specific DNA binding; histone H3K27me2/H3K27me3 demethylase activity; chromatin DNA binding. Gene Ontology annotation, biological process: regulation of gene expression; heart development. Gene Ontology annotation, cellular component: MLL3/4 complex.